This is a messenger RNA of Striga asiatica, 4132 nucleotides long. Lineage: Eukaryota; Viridiplantae; Streptophyta; Magnoliopsida; Lamiales; Orobanchaceae. The record is from the annotation of a GenBank genome assembly.
GUAGGAUUCUCUCAAUAGUCAAAUACUUCAUUACACACACCCACACGUCCAACAGCUCCUGUUUGCCUCAACAAAACGCAGACCUUUUCCCUCUCAACAAAUAUCAAAACGAAACACCCAAAAAAGGAUUCAAAAAGUUUGUAUUCCAAACACGGAACUAACCCAAAAUAAUUAUCAAAAAUUCAAAAAAAGCCCCAAUUUUGCUUUUAGCCCCCAAAUCUGAACAGGAACCCUAACCCUAGCCGCUACCACCGCACGAUACGCACAAAUCUCCUCUUUCCUAUCACUGUAUCUGUUAACGCCGACGCUGUAGAUUGGUUAUUGAUCUGAUUUUUUUUUUCGUAGGGUGUACUGUAUUAGGGUUUGGAUUUUUGUGCGAGAUGUGGUGCUGCAAAGGUGGAGUUGGUGAAAUUGGACAGCUAGCGGGAUGAACGGUGGAGGCAGACGCCAGAGGCGGCGGAAAUCCAUGGCCGGCUGCAGGGGCGCCGCGGAACCGGAGAAAACCGACGGUAAUUGCGAUUCCCCCAAUUUGGACUCUGAAAUUACUGAAAAGCCCUCGGGUUUCCCAGAUAUUACGAAACUACCCCCGAAGUCAGAAGCUGAGCUUGACUUGUACACUCAAGCUCGUAAGGCGCUCUCCCUUCGUUCCCCGUUCGAUUCUGAAGACUCGCAAGCUACUCCGGCGUGUGUAUCGGCUGUGAGUUCUCUGCCAAGUGGGGUGUCUCAUUUGUUGGGUCGGCCCUUGGAUAGUCGCAAAUGGCACAAGAAGUUGCAUUUGGGGUCGGAAAAGAAGUCGUCAGCUCCAAGUAAGGCUCGUGGGAGCAACAUUUGGAUUGAAACGGAGGAGUAUUUUCGAGAAUUGGCCAUCGAGGAUGUUGAGAGGCUGUAUGGGUUUUCAAGUUCUAGGUUUUCCAGCGAUGACAAGUGUUUCUCGAUUCCAUACCUUGCUGGUGAUGGUAAUCAGCGUGUUUAUUUUGACACGUUUAAUAGGAUGCUCAUGAAUGGUUCAGACGAGUUGAAAAGUAAUGGUGACCUCAAGAUUAAUGAAAGAAUCACAGAAGAAGAGAACAUGGCUGCUUCUAUUGAUGUUUGUGUAGAUGAGGUCGCUACAGACGAGUUUCAGAUGAGAGAAGAAAGUAAUGAAGGGAAGAGACUGAACAAUGAGACUGAUUCGACUUCUUUUAGUGGUGUGGAAUGGCUUUUAGGAUCUAGAAGUAAAGUUUAUUUGGCAUCAGAAAGGCCCUCCAAGAAGCGGAAGCUUUUGGGGAAGGAUGCAGGGUUGGAGAAACUCCUUGUGGCACAUCCAGUCGAAGGUUUAGAGUCUGUCUGUCAUUACUGUAGUAAUGGGGACAUGGGCAACCCAUUAAAUUUGUUGAUUAAGUGUAGUUCUUGUGAGAUGGUAGUCCAUCAAAGGUGCUAUGGAGUACAAGAUGAUGUGGAUAGCUCCUGGAUGUGUUCCUGGUGUAAAUGGAAAAAUGUUGUGGAGUUAAGUAAAGCGACACCAUGUAUGCUUUGUCCUAAGCAAGGUGGUGCACUGAAGCCUGUGCAGAAGAGGGGAUUUGGUAGUGACUGUGGGAGGUCUAAGGUGGAGUUUGCUCAUUUGUUCUGUUGCCUGUGGAUACCUGAGGUUUAUUUGGAGAACACUAGGGCUAUGGAACCAAUCAUGAAUGUGGAUGAGUUGAAAGAGACGAGACGAAAGCUGAUCUGUCAUCUGUGCAAGGUUAAGCACGGUGCCUGUGUCAGGUGCAGUAACGGAUCUUGUAGAAUGUCAUUCCAUCCUAUUUGUGCAAGGGAGGCAAGACACAGAAUGGAGAUAUGGGGAAAACUCGGAUCUGAUGAGGUUGAACUGCGCGCUUUUUGCACAAAACAUUCAGAAGUCGAGUGUGAUAGUGGCACUCAAGAUGCUGAAGAUGUUUCAUUGACAGCUGAUCUGGAUAUUAAGAAGCUUAAUGAUAUUGUAUUGGAUGGUGAGGACUUACUCCACAACAGAAGAAAUUCGGACUCUCAUCCAGAAUAUGGAGAUCCAAUGCAUCUGGCUGAUAGAAAUGGCAGCGAAGAUGUAAAUGCUUGUGGUGUUUUCAGUUUCUCUAUGAUGCUGAAGAAGUUGAUUGAUCUAGGGAAAAUCAGUUCCGAAGAUGUUGCCUCAGAGAUUGGCGUUUCACUGGAUUCAUUGGACAAGAUACUAACUGAUAAUCACAUUGUACCAGAGUUACAGUGUAAACUACUUAGAUGGCUGAAAAACCAUGUUCAAAUUGGCAACUUACAGAAAACAAUGAAAGCGAAGGUUAGAUCACUUGUAGCCCCCAAAGAUGUGGCAGAUGUAGCUGAUGGUGGUGAUGCUGUUCCAGUAGAGUCCAAUAUUUCUGAUUCUGUUCCAGUCAAAUCUGUUCCACCUCGCAGAAGAACCAAAAGCAGUAUAAGGACUGUCAAAGGUGAAACAAAUGACGGUUAUGUUGAUUCAUGUGUUCUUGUCGGAGAAGAUUCAAACGAUCCAUCUGGAGAGUCUUUGUCUGAUGGUACCAAGAAGAUUUUGGUUGACUAUGAGCAGCAUCAGGAUGAUUCAGUGGAAAAUUCUAUCAAAUUUGAAGACGAGCUGAGAGCUCUAGUGCAGUUUCUUUCUGAAGAUGGUUUGCAUGCAGAACGUAGACAAUCUCAACAGAUGACUUCGUUUUCACCUGUGUUGAUAAAUGGGGAAAGUAGUCAUAUGUCGUACAUACAUCCAUUUAUCUACAGUAAACUGAUGCAAACCAAGAAAGAAGUGCUUGAGAGAGAUGCAUCUUGUCAGACUGCGGUUCUGAGAGAGCGGGAAGCUUCACAGUUAGGGGCAUCUUCUAGUUCAGGCCUCUGUUGUAAUAACGAUAACUUGCAGAGGACUUCGAGUGACCGGACCUCUAAAUGCAGUGGAGUAGAUCUUGAUCAAUUGGUUGAUGCAAGAAAUACGGGAAUACUCAAACUAUCUCCUGCAGAUGAAGUGGAAGGAGAACUCCUAUACUAUCAACAUCGAAUCAUUUCCAAUGCUGUUUUGCGGAAACAUAUAAGUGAUGAUUUGAUCUCAAGGGUUGUUAGUAGCCUACCACAAGAGAUGGAUGCUGCUGGAGAACGAAAAUGGGAUGCUUUACUAGUUAGCCAGUAUCAUCAUGAACUUAAGGAAGCAAGAAAGCAAAGCAGAAAAGAGCGUCGCCAUAAGGAAGCUCAAGCUGUAUUGGCUGCUGCCACUGCUGCUGCUGCUGCUUCCUCUAGGUUGUCAUCAGUUAGGAAAGAUAGCCCAGAAGAUUCUUCACAGCAAGAGGAUUUUAUGAAGAUGAAUUUACCAGAUGUGAGGAACGGGGCACACUCUCAUCUUAAUUCUCGAGUGAAAGAGACUGUUACUAGGCUGGCUGUUGCAAGCUCACUUGACAAGAAUGGUGAUUCAGGCCAUUUAGCUUCUUCAGACAAUCCAAAAGAUCGUCCUAAGACAUGUGAUGUCUGCACACGAUGCGAGACAGUUCUGAAUCCGGUUUUAGUCUGUUCAAGUUGCAAGGUUUGCAGUUGUGUUUGUAGCUAUGGUCAUUGUCAGGCUUCAUUUCACCCUACUUGUGCUAGAAGUGCUGGUUUCUUCAUGACUUUGAGGACCAAUGGUGGCAAGUUGCAACAUAAGGCUUACUGUGGAAGGCAUAGUGCAGAUCAAAGAGCAAAGGCUGACACUCGGAAACAUGGGAUUGAGGAGUUUAAGUCUCUGAAGCAAGUCAGGCGUGAGUUGGUCAUUUGCUCACACAAUAUCCUUGCUUCGAACCGGGACACUGUUCUCUCUGCCUUGGCUCGUCACCCAUUUUACCAACCCGAAGUAAGUUCUGAAUCUGCCACGACCUCUAUCAAAGGUCAUACUGAUGAUGGCUGUAAAUCGGGCAGUGAGUUGGUGCAGAGAUCGGAUGAUGUGACGGUUGAUAGCACGGUUGCCGGCAAAAGACGUGUUAAAAUUCCAGUGCCGGUGGAAAAUGAUCGGAAAACGGAUGACAGCUCAACAUCACAGAGCCUUUACAUGCUAAAACCCAUGGAGAGGGUAUCCUCUUCGGGGAAGCAAAUCCCCAAACGACUGUUGGCCGCAUCUCGAAACCCCUCGGACGAUGACGAUAAACGGACAAAACAUAGAAAG